AUGACUGCAAUAACCGUUGGUGUUAUCGGGGCAACUGGCAACGCAGGCCAGACGGUGGUUAAUGGUCUACUGUCUUCACCAAUAGCCUUCACCGUCACAUCUUUCACCCGAGAAUCCUCCGUGAAUCGCUGGGAAAAUCAAAGGCUCAAAGCAAAUGGUGUUUGGAUUGUCGGCUAUGAUAUAAGCGGUCCCCAUCAAAAGCUCGUUGACCAAUUAAAGAAUAUCGAUGUUCUUAUCUCCAGUAUAAAUUGCGAACAUCUCGACUUGCAGCUUCCUUGGAUCAAAGCCGCAAAGGAGGCUGGCGUUAAACGUUUUAUUCCCUCGGAAUGGGUGGGACCAUGCCCUAAAGGUGUCCACUGGAUCAAAGACCAUAAACUUGAAAUCCUAGGCGCAAUUCAACGGGCACGUCUGCCCUAUACCGUUAUUGAUGUCGGUUGCUGGUAUUCGGUCUUUGCCCCUGAGGUCCCGUCCGGCAAGUCAGAUAAAGCUCAUAUGCCCUAUAUUGAUCACCGUAUUGUGGAGGAUGGAAACCAGAAAUUUGCCUUGACUGAUAUAGCAGAUGUUGGCAAGUAUUUUGCUCAGAUUGUGGCGGAUCCUAGGACUAUCAACAAGCAUGUGUUUGCGUACACAGAGGUGCUUAGUAUGCAUGAAAUCUGGGAUACCAUGGCCAUAGUCACGGGCGAAGGAACCGGAGAAGGACUACGUAUAAAUGGCUGGCUAAUUCUCAUAUAUGUUCAGGUGUCUUUGGCAGAUAUCCACGAGAUCAUCGAGACUUACCGAAAAAGACUCGAGAAUAGUCCUCAUACAAUGCAGCAUCCAGAUAAUAUUAUGGACUGUGCCAAUUACAAUAUGGGGCAGUAUCGGAUAUCUUGGUGUGUACGAGGAGAUAACACACCAGAGUACGCCGAAUACCUGGGGUACCUAGGUUUCUGGAAGCUGUUUCCAGAUUUUCAGAAGGGCACAAAUCUCGAGUCGUUCUUUCGGAGCAUUGUUAGCGGGGAGAUUGACUCAACCAACGACCUUGAUCAGUAAUACUGUGCAUAGCUUUCGAGGUCGUGACCCAUAUUAUGGUUAUAUAUCGCCCCAUUUGACCAUAAACGGAUUAUUGGGGGAAUGUUAGGAUAUUGGAAAGACAUGAUCAUAUGUCAGAGAUCAUCCAAGAACGAAUGUAUGCAUAGUCAGCGAUCAGA
This is a messenger RNA of Aspergillus pseudonomiae, 1190 nucleotides long. RefSeq names its product isoflavone reductase family protein. The transcript is spliced from 4 exons. The record is from RefSeq and is a predicted model, not a curated record. The coding region runs from base 1 to 1032 and encodes 343 amino acids. NCBI's taxonomy places the organism in Eukaryota, Fungi, Ascomycota, Eurotiomycetes, Eurotiales, Aspergillaceae.